AUGAUGGGCCAACUGCUCGGUUCUGUGAAUGGACAGGGAACGGUCGAGAACCCACCUGUUUCAUCCACCCUCUUCGUUAUUCACUUUCUACCGAGAAUGACCCCCAAAGGGAAGAAAGCUAGCGUGCUGGAUGACCCCGCCUUUAAAGACGCGAAGCCGACAGAUAUUGUUAUUCCGAGCGGGGAAAAGCACGGUCGGUUACAAGUCCUUAAUUUUGUGAACCUUGCGCUAGGACCCAGACGGGAUGGGGAGCACGUCCGCGUCGGCAGCAACCUGGAGUCUUGUACCAAGUCAUUGGAAUUUGUGAUCCUGGAUAUACCGGAUCGUUACCGCAACCUUCACAGUGCCGGAGCGAAGAGGAUCAUAUUAGUCGAUACACCGGGGUUCGACGACACUAUGGAGUCUGAUGUCGCGAUUUUGAAACGAAUAUCGAAUUGGUUGGCUAAAUCAUAUCGCCUCGGAAUGACUGUUGGGGGACUGGUUUACAUGCACGACCUCUCCGCCGCCAGAUUCACAGGCUCGGCGAAGAGAAACUUGAAGAUGUUCAAUCAGCUUUGCGGUGGAGACGCGAUAAACAGGGUGAUCCUGACCACAUCCAAGUGGGGGAAAUUUCGCACCGAGGACCUCCCUGAGGCAGCGCAACGGCAGGAGGAGCUGCAAAAAAGUUUCUGGGAUAGGAUGCUGAAGGACGGUGCUCGUUGUGAGCCCUUAAACCCAGCAACCCACGAGGCAGCAUGGAAUGUACUUCAUCUGAUCCUCGACAAUCUCAAUCGAAAAGGUGGUCAGAAGUUGAAGUCACUCCAGAUUCAACGGGAGAUCAUUGACCAGAGGAAAUCUCUUCCCCAAACUGAUGCUGGGCAGGAACUCACCUACACGAUGGGAGAGGUUUUGGAAAUGUGGGAAAGGCAAGAAAUGGAGAGGGAGGAGAUCGAGAGACUGAAGCAAAUGAAGAGAGCCUUCAGAACAUCUUUUGGGGUCAGGGUCAGGCAGAUUUUGAGAGUAUAUCGACCCGACUUGGAUUAG
This is a messenger RNA of Coprinopsis cinerea okayama7#130, 1023 nucleotides long. RefSeq lists its product as hypothetical. Bases 1 to 1023 code for a protein of 340 amino acids. The transcript has 7 exons. The record is from RefSeq and is a predicted model, not a curated record. Lineage: Eukaryota; Fungi; Basidiomycota; Agaricomycetes; Agaricales; Psathyrellaceae.